Molecule: messenger RNA, 1557 nt
Organism: Gastrolobium bilobum
Lineage: Eukaryota; Viridiplantae; Streptophyta; Magnoliopsida; Fabales; Fabaceae
Exons: 4
Coding region: 1-1557 (518 amino acids)
Molecular function (GO): zinc ion binding
Source: RefSeq, a predicted model, not a curated record
AUGGCAAUCAAGCGCUACCUCAUGAAGAAGCAUCAAGAAGCAAUUGUGGUUGAGAGCACUCCCACAAAAUUAAGCAUGAAAUGUUGUGCACACGUCCAAGGUUGCCCGUGGAGGAUCAGGGUAAUUAAACCAAUGUAUGGUGAAAAUUGGAAGGUAACAAAAUGGGGUGGGAAUCAUAAUUGCUUGAAUGACCAUCUUUCUCAAGAUCAUCGACAACUUGAUUCUAACGUUAUUGCAGCACUUGUAGUAGAGAUGAUAAAAAAGGAACCUUCAGUGGCCAUUGCGCUCGUUCAGGAGAGGAUAACUCAUUCAUAUGGAUUCAAAGUUUCAUAUAGAAAGGCAUGGUAUGCGAAGCAGAAAGCCAUGGCAAUGUUAUAUGGUGAUUGGGAGGAAUCCUAUGCAUUUUUACCCAGCUGGUGUGAAUAUAUGCUUCGUUUUUCACCAGGUUCCUUUUACAAUAUUCAAACAAAGGAUUGUUUUGUUGCGAGGCAGUUGGUUCCCGGAAAACGUGUAUUUGUUCGUUGUUUCUGGACUUUCAGACAAUGUUGUGAGGCAUUUAAAUUUUGCAAACCAAUGAUACAAAUUGAUGGCACUCAUCUAUACGGAAAAUAUAAGGGAAAGUUGUUGAUUGCCACAGCUCAAGAUGGUAAUAAUGAAUGUGUGUCACUUGCAUUUGCCGUUGUUGAGGGUGAGACGUUGGAGGCUUGGUCAUACUUCCUUGCCAAUCCUCGUCAGCACGUCACACAAGUGCAGAAUAUAUGUCUAAUUUCAGACCGGCAUGUUAGCAUAUUAUCGGCUGUUGAAAAUAAUCCCCUAUGGCAGCCACCCCAUGCAUUUCAUGUGUUUUGCCUGCGACAUGUUGCAAGCAAUUUUAAUCAACGAUUUAGAAAUGACAAAUUGAAGGCUAGCCUGAUGAAUAUAGGAUAUACUCCUUGCAUGGUGGAUUUUGAGAGGUCGCUAGCACGAUUUCGUGACACAAGCAGUAAAUUGGUCCAAUAUUGCGUGGAAAGAGGUCAAUCGGCUUGUAGACAACUUGAAUCUGGUCAUACUUAUUGCAAAAAUGUGAUUGAAUCAUUGACACAUAAUGAAUCAGUGGCAACAAUGCAUACUGUGCGUACAUAUAAUGUUGAUGAAACUAUUUUUGAGGUGGAUGCAGGGUUUGAAAGGACAUAUGUUGUCAACCUUAUUGCUCGUACAUGCCAAUGUGGACAAUUUAAAGCAAUUAAAUAUCCUUGUAGUCACGCCGUUGCUGCAGCGUUAUCCAUUCGUCGGAAUUAUCGACAAUAUAUAGAUGAUGUUUUCAAGACGUCAAACUUGGUAAAGGCGUACUCAUUUCCAUGGGAACCAAUCGGCAAUGAGCAAGCAAUUCCACCCAAUGCAGGUCCUGUGGUAAUACCGGAUAAAAAUAUGUUGCGAGCAAAAGGUCGUCUAAAGUCUACAAGAAUACGGAACGAGAUGGAUGAGGUUGAAACUAUUACAUCACGCAGGUUAUGUGGUCUUUGUAAGCAACACAGGCACAAUCGUAGGUCGUGUCCUAACCGUGGAAAUAAUGCAUGA